AUGGGCAAACUCAAGUCUGUUGGGGCCAAUUCAACGGAAGACGUGAUUGCCACCGUCGACUUUGCUCAUUGCUGCGGAGGGACGACGUCGGCAUCACGGUACGCGCUGGCAUCGUUCCGGAAGCUGCCGGAGGACGUGAAGGACAGCGAGUUCAUCCUCGGCCACUACCUGCGCCAGCUGGCCGCUUGCCAAGGCCGCCUUCAGCUUGUUCCGUUAGCACAACGAGACGCUCUACGUCUGGACGCAUUUGAUUGGGUUUCUGGUGUUUCUGAUAUUGACGGUGGCCAAUUUUGUGGACGUGCCUCAGGUGGCGGAUCUUCUCGGCCUCUUCUCAAGGUGUGUUUUGUGUCAUUCAAUCCUAUACUUGCGUGGACAUUUUAGUGAGUCUCGGUAAUAUUGAAUCAAACACAUAACUUCUGUAGGAGUGGGAUUCAUAGCUAUACAUAUAU
Eucalyptus grandis is the source of this 449-nucleotide messenger RNA. RefSeq lists its product as uncharacterized. Bases 1 to 381 code for a protein of 126 amino acids. NCBI's taxonomy places the organism in Eukaryota, Viridiplantae, Streptophyta, Magnoliopsida, Myrtales, Myrtaceae. The transcript is spliced from 3 exons. The record is from RefSeq and is a predicted model, not a curated record.